Magnusiomyces paraingens is the source of this 459-nucleotide messenger RNA. RefSeq lists its product as uncharacterized. The transcript is spliced from 3 exons. Lineage: Eukaryota; Fungi; Ascomycota; Dipodascomycetes; Dipodascales; Dipodascaceae. The record is from RefSeq and is a predicted model, not a curated record. The coding region runs from base 1 to 459 and encodes 152 amino acids.
AUGGUUUCUCUCGCUGCAGCUUCCUUUUCAAUCCCUGAGAUCUCGCUUACUCUAUUUUUUCACCCAGUUGUUCUCGUCAUUGUUUUCCUUCUUUUUGUUACAAUUCUUUUUAUCUUCCGGUCCCGUUGGCUCCCCAUAUUUUCCUCACUUCCUUGGUAUCGCUCUUCUGCAGCUGCAUCCCGCUCAUCUCUUAAUGAAGCAUCUUCUUUCCUUGACGAUUACCGCGCCGGAUUGUCGUCUUCCAACUUUGAUCUUUCCGCAAAUAUUGAUGGUGACGAUUCAAGACAAGGUCUAGAUACAGAGGCACGCGCAGCUAUUGUUCGUGCAAUGAAUACUGACCCUAGUCUUUCAUUUGACGAGGCUCGCAGAAAAUACUUUGUCCAAAAGUUAAAGGAAAAUAAUAUAGGUCCUGAUGGUCUUCCCAAUGACCCCAAAGCAUUAGUAUUCCAUCGCAAUUAA